AUGGCCGAUGUUAGAAUAUGGGUUUGGGAAAGACGGAAAAGGAGUUUACGGGAUGGUCACGGGAUUGCAGUAUGCGCGGUGGACGUUUGGCGUGGUGUCUCUGGUGGGCUAUGUGGUGCUGGCUGGGGUUGCGGCGUUGGCGGUGUAUAG
This is a messenger RNA of Glarea lozoyensis ATCC 20868, 150 nucleotides long. RefSeq lists its product as uncharacterized. The record is from RefSeq and is a predicted model, not a curated record. Bases 1 to 150 code for a protein of 49 amino acids. Lineage: Eukaryota; Fungi; Ascomycota; Leotiomycetes; Helotiales; Helotiaceae. The transcript has a single exon.